Molecule: messenger RNA, 2001 nt
Organism: Alternaria ethzedia
Lineage: Eukaryota; Fungi; Ascomycota; Dothideomycetes; Pleosporales; Pleosporaceae
Exons: 5
Coding region: 1-2001 (666 amino acids)
Source: RefSeq, a predicted model, not a curated record
AUGGCGAGUGGAACGAAGAAGCGACGUAAGUCGCAGUCUCCAUCCCGCGGUACCACUUCAAAGCGCGCACGCGUGGCUUCAUCCGGUACCUCAAAUCGCACCCAACACCACGAACAUGAUUCGCACUCGUCGCGCGCCGGAUCUGUCAGAAACACACAGGCGACUUCGUUACCCACCGGAGAAGACUGGGUGUUCCGCGUAAAAGUCAUCUCGUCUGCAACCGACCUCGGCAAUGAUGUGUUCAAGAACGCAGUGCAAGGGCUCGUAAGGAUCUGCUUCCCUGAGGGUAUCCUCGAUCAACUGGGACCGCAGGUACUGGAGCAACAUAUGCGUGAAGAGAAGGCGCCUGAACAAAACAUCGAGAGGAUGUCGGAGAUCUUCCGAUCCGAGAUGACGAAGCAUAUGGUCCCCAUGCUGGCUGGAACUCUCGACACAGCUGCCAAAGUCGACUCGGUCCUGAGAACUUUGUUGUCUGCCAGCGCAAGAGCUCAUGGAGAUAACCUUGGAGAGAACAUCUUGGGUUACGUCGUUGCUGGUUUAUCCCAUAUGAAGUCGAAGGCUCCGAGACGCUCCACGGAAUGGCUAGCCGGCGGUGGCGCGGCAGCAACGGAAGAAGAAGAGGAGGGCAGUAGUGAUGGAGGUAGCAGCAUGAGCGAUAUCUCUGACAAAGAGCCUACGCCACCGCCAAAGGUGAAGAAACCCAAGAAGCGAGAUAGGAAAUCGCAGCGCACGCGCUCGAAGACACCGGAUGACAUCCUGGAAGACGUUGAAAUGGAUAACGAUCCACCGGCGACAGUACCUAAGCAACACACAUCGAAGAACAAAGACCGAAAGAUUUCUUCUACAUGGCAAUGGCAUGUUGACGCGGCAGAGCUCGCAGACGAAGACGUGGCUGAAGCCUUUCCACGCACGAGCGACCUGUUUGCGUAUCACGCAUUACCGAUUUCUCAACGCAAGCUUGGACCCAGUGCAUCAAAGAAAGAGAUCAGAUGUGAGAUGCAGUCGCUACUCGAUGGCACGCCCCAAGAGGAGUUUGAGAAGUGGGUCGAGAGUCUGCAAAAGCUACUUGAUGGCGACCGCGAUAUGUUAGAGCGACAAGAGGCAGACUCUUCGGGUCACGAGCAGCAGUUGAGUCGCGUAACGCCGGCGCCUAUUGAUACACGGAGACAGACUGGGAAAAUCACGAAGACGCCGUUUGAUGUUCAAGGCCCGUCAAAAGCACACACGGACAAGGUUGAAAAGCCUCACAAGAGAACUGUCGUCAAGAACGAAACCACUGACAGCUCAGACGAGGUAUCGGAUGAACCGGACAAUCAGGAUGUCGAGAGGACUACACUUGCGCUCCGUCACCGAUCGACCGAAGAACACGCCGUUCCCCCACCCGCGCACACAGUACAGACAGCCUUGGUACAAAGUAAUAGAGGCCUUAAGAGUCGUGGAGAUGUCGAUGGAUCUUUUGGUAUGCCUGUGUUGGCCCUGCUGUGGGGAUCGGACAACUUGACCACUGAAGAAUGUGUCAAUGACGGCGCAAAGAUCACAUCUACCAUUAUGAGUCAGCUCGAACGCCGUGUCUCGGCCAAGCGCAUCGCUGUGGGCGGCUUCGGUGGUAUAAACAAGCUUCGCACGCAAGACGAGCUGCGUGAACACAUACUGAGUGCCUUCCCAGCGCCUGGAGAACCUGUAAGGUUUCUGCGAAUCAAGAAAGGAAUUGAAGGCAACCUAGUUCCCUGGGUCGUUGCAGAGCCAUCGGCGUUUCCGGAGUUGAAAGGCAUGCCGUUCGUCUUUGCUCAUAUACUUCCAGCAUCCAUUGGCGCUGUCGACGUCGACUUCAUACAACUGGAGAGUCUUACCGAUACUAGCAGAUACCCGUUUAUAAAACGGCGGGCUCUGCUUGAGCGCAUUCUACGUCGUGUGAUCUUUCCACACAAAGAGAAUUUCCCGGAGUUGAAGUCUACAUCGGUUGUCAAGACAUGGGAACAGAUGACAAACCUGAGCUGGUAG